This is a messenger RNA of Rotaria sordida, 993 nucleotides long. Lineage: Eukaryota; Metazoa; Rotifera; Eurotatoria; Philodinida; Philodinidae. The record is from the annotation of a GenBank genome assembly.
AUGACUGAAUAUCAACUUCAAAAUCCACCAACAGAUGGAAUUACAUCUGUACAUUUUUCUCCAAAUAAUCAAAGUCAGUUCUUAAUCGCUUCGUCAUGGGAUUGUUCUGUUCGUUUAUAUGAUGUUAAUCAACAUACAUUCCGUCAUAUGUACAAACAUGCAGGUCCUGCAUUAGAUUGUUGUUUUCCGGAUCCUUCACGUGCAUUAAGUGGCGGUUUAGAUCGUAUUUUAAAAAUGUACGACUUUAAUACACAAAAAGAAACUUUAAUGGGAUAUCAUGAUAAUGCAAUACGAUGCGUACAUUAUUCACCUGAAAUAAAUAUGAUAAUCACUGGUUCAUGGGAUGCAUCCAUUAAAUUUUGGGAUUCACGCGUACCUAAUUGUCUUGGUUCUUGCUCAUUACCUGAUAAAAUUUAUACAUUAGAUAGUGUUGGUGAAUUACUUGUUGUUGGAACAGCACAACGUAAAGUAUCGGUUUGGGAUUUACGUAAAAUAAAUAGUCAAACUCCAAUUGAAAAUCGUGAAUCAAAUUUAAAAUAUCAAACACGUUGUAUACGUUGUUUUCCAAAUAAACAAGGAUAUGUUCUUAGUUCAAUUGAAGGUCGAGUUGCUGUAGAAUUUUUUGAUCCAAAUCCAGAAAUUCAAAAGAAAAAAUAUGCAUUUAAAUGUCAUCGUUCAAAAGAUAAUGGAAUUGAAAAUAUUUUUCCUGUUAAUGCUAUUGCUUUUCAUAAACAAUAUGGAACAUUUGCAACUGGUGGUUCUGAUGCAUUUGUAAAUAUGUGGGAUGGUGCAAAUAAAAAACGUUUAUGUCAAUUUCAUCAAUAUCCAGCUGGUAUAACAAGUUUGGCUUUUUCAUCCGAAGGAAAUAUGCUUGCUAUAGCAUCAUCAUAUAAUUACGAAUAUGGUGCUGAUCUACAAUUAGCACCAAAUGAUGUGACAAAAAAUAAUAUAUUUGUUAGACGUGUAUCUGAUUUAGAAACUAAACCUAAAUGA